CUUGUAAUUCAUGUGUCAGUAACAGGUAACUAGUGUGUAAAACAAAUUAGACCAAAAUUCAAAAAUUCAACUUUUAUACACUAUUGAUGAUCAUUUUUGUACUUUUUGUGUAGGUAAAUGUGUAAGUUAUUGUACUUUAAUCUCUUAACGUUUUGAAUUUAACUGUGCAAAUUCUUAAAGUAUUUUGACCUUAAAAAAUAUUUAUUAUGCUACCUUCUAAAGGUUAUUUUAAGGCUCUUGAAUGUCCUUAUUAUAAUUUAUCCUUUUGUGAUCGACCGUAUUGUCAUUUUAAGCACAGUAAACAAGACUAUUUAUCAGACAAUGAUUUACAUCAUGCUGCUAGCACUGAUAUUACAAAUUUAAAAUCAUCCAACAAUACAAAGCCUUCUGACGAAUCAGUGAUUAAACAAAAGACAAAAUCUAAAAUAAUUGAGUAUGUACCUAAAUGUAUUAAACCUAAAAAUCUUGAAAAUAUUAAUAGUAUCAUUAAAAAAGAAACAAAUCCAGUCCCAGAAUAUGUACCUUCACCUGUCAAUGGUACUACUUCAAAUUUUAAAGAAUAUGUUGAUAUUCAAAAUGAUAGCAAUAUGGAUGAAAAAAUGUCAGUUGAAUAUACUAAACCAGUAUCAGAAUCAUAUAAUAUUAACAAACAAUCUUUAGAUAUUACAGAAUAUAUUCCUAGUAGUAUUGUUAAAACUAAAAAUCCUAAAGAAGUCUCUGGCAACAAAGAUAACCAUAAACAUCAUUCUUCAUCAAAACGUAAGCAUACGUCAUCAAGAAGUCCUUCGAGAUCUUCAAGUAAAUCAAAAAAAUCCAAGAGAGACAAAUCUACAGAUAAUAUCAAGACUAAAAAGAGAGAACAUUCUAAAGAUGAAAGACGCAGAAAAGACAAAAUCCAAGAUAAAAAUGAUGUAUUGUUUGACAAUACAAAGAAAUUCGUUGGACCAAAAUCAUUAAAAGAAGCUGUUUUACAAAAAGUGAAUAAAACCUUAGAAGAUACUAUUAAUGCACGAAAAGUGUCCAGUUCAAGUAUUGAAAAUAAUGAUGCAUUGACAAGCUCGGUGAAAUCUGAUUUAGAAGACUUAUUCCAUUCCGAUAUUUCUGAUAUUUCAGAAACUGAGCAAAACGAAGAAAAAUGUAAUAUCAUAGAAGCUAAAACAAAGAAACGAAUUGCACACAUUUCGUCUAAUAGCAUAUUCUCAAAAAUUAAUGCCAAACCAGUUGCUAGACCUAGAAGUACAAAAUCAUUACAUGAAAUGGUGGCUAGCCGUAUACAAAUGACUCAAAAUAAUAAAAUAAAUGAGCUGUCAAGUUUGGCCAUUAAAAGUAAACCCCCAUUCUUAAACAAUGACUUGAUCACACCUGUUCUGAAGACAAAAAAUCGAAUAGCUCAUCAACCCAAGCUUGAAUUAUCAUCUACUGGUGAAACAUCAAGUAGUUCUGAAAAAAGCAAAUUACCCAAUGCAAAUAUUAAGCCAAAUUUAAGGGUUAAAACAUUCAAAAGUAGUAAUAAUAUGCCUAAUCCUAUGCGUCAAAGUUGUUUGGAAAAACUUUAUGCAGCAUUUGUUAAAUACUAUACAUCUGAAGAAGCCAUUAAGAAUGCUUAUACAACCGAGGAGGAAGUUCAUAACAAAGCUAAAACGUCUGGAAUUUAUAGGAAUUUAAUUGUGCAGUCUUUAUUGAAAGCCAACAAACCACCCGAACUUCAGAAUAAAAUUAAUCCUAAUUACCCUUCUCAUAUGCACGGUGUAUGUCUUUAUGGACUUUUAAAAAAAUAUGUAUUGUCCAAAGAAGAUUUGGAGCAAAAUGGGUAUCCACUAAUGGGUAAUAAUAAAUUGGCUUACAUUUCCAAAAAUGCACACUACUAUCGACCAAUAUCAAAAAAACGCAAUGGUGACAAAUUUAUUUGUAUGAAUUGUAGAAAUGAGUUUAUGGUAGACAAACAUGGUAUGCCUACAUUGACAUUAAAUAAAUGUAUUUAUCAUUCUGGAAAAUUGAGAUUUGAAAGAUCGAAAAAUGAAAAAUUUUGGAUGUGCUGUUACAAGAGACAACACGAGUCAGGCUGUGAAUCGAGUAUUUAUCAUAUGCCAGAUAAAUUAGAUGAUGAUGCGUUAGAAGAAUUUGUUUCUACAGAAGGUGUAGAAUGUAAAAAAAACUCUGAAGAACCUAAUUUUUAUGCCUUGGACUGUGAAAUGGUGAACACAACUGUUGGUACGGAAAUGGUACGUGUGACUGUCAUUGAUCAUGAGGGAAAUGAAGUAUACGAGUCUAAAAUUAAGCCUUUUAACCCAAUACUUGAUUAUAAAUCUAAGUACAGUGGGAUUACUGAAGAGUCAUUAAAGUACUGUUCUAAAAGAUUGUUUGAAGUACAAUUAGACUUGUUGAAAAUGUUCAACCGAGAUUCAAUUUUAAUAGGUCAUAGUUUAGAAAAUGAUUUAAAAGCUCUAAAAAUUGUUCAUUAUAAUGUAGUGGAUACAAGCAUAAUGUAUCCUCAUAAAUAUGGCCCACCGUAUAAAUGGAGUUUAAAAUUGUUGUCUGAACAAUAUCUUCAAAGAAUAAUACAAAGUGAAGAAGGGCAUGACAGCAAAGAAGAUGCAGUAGCUUCAUUGGAUCUAGUUUGGAAACGACUAAAAGAAGACGUAAAAAAAUUUAAACCUGUUAACAUUAUUAGCGUGAAUAAAAAAUAAUAAACCAUAGAGUUAAAUAUUUAUAUAAAAAAAAUUGAUCUCAUAGUUUUUUUAAUUGUACAUAAAAAACAUUUAUGUAUGUGAUCCAUUGAUUUAAACAUGCUGUAUAAAAAAUAUAUUUUUAAUUAAACAAUUUGAAAAUUGGUACUUUUGGAUAAUCCUUUAUUUUGUAACUAUUUAUAAAACU
Molecule: messenger RNA, 2874 nt
Organism: Adelges cooleyi (spruce gall adelgid)
Lineage: Eukaryota; Metazoa; Arthropoda; Insecta; Hemiptera; Adelgidae
Product: RNA exonuclease 1 homolog
Exons: 1
Coding region: 207-2687 (826 amino acids)
Cellular component (GO): nucleus
Molecular function (GO): nucleic acid binding; exonuclease activity
Source: RefSeq, a predicted model, not a curated record